Messenger RNA from Spirometra erinaceieuropaei, 3913 nucleotides. The record is from the annotation of a GenBank genome assembly. NCBI's taxonomy places the organism in Eukaryota, Metazoa, Platyhelminthes, Cestoda, Diphyllobothriidea, Diphyllobothriidae.
AUGGUAAGUUGGGUCACUUUUUCCACCCUAUUUGCGACCGAAGGUCGACAGUUCUUAAUGAGCAUCUUUACCGGUUCUCUUUCAGCGUGAAUGCCUUAGCAUACAUAUUGGCCAGGGCGGCGUUCAGAUUGGUAAUGCCUGCUGGGAGCUCUAUUGCCUAGAGCACGGUAUUCAGCCAGAUGGUCAGUUGCCGAGCGAUAAAACGAUCGGUGGUGGAGAUGACUCAUUCAACACAUUCUUCUGCGAAACUGGAGCCGGGAAGCAUGUCCCUCGGGCUGUAAUGGUCGAUUUGGAGCCAACGGUCGUAGGUAAGUGUUUUGAUACCGCGGGUUCUGUGAAAGCUGGAUUUAGACGCACGAAUAAUGAACCAAAGAUAUAGUAGUUGAGGCUUGUUAGCUCACCUCAAUCUACUGAUUGCCAAGUCGCAUCUAGGCAUAUUGAAAUGCUCAUCCUAACAAGACACACUAAAAUCUUCAUCAUAAGUAGUUUUCUGUGCUUGCUUUCUGACGGUUAAAAAGGUUAAAAAGCAUUACUGUCAUAAGCUAUUUGAAGUCUAAUUGUCGUGUUUCUAAACUGGAGACUUGAUACCGGCAGGUGUAAGACUCGCUUCGUUAAGGAAAACAUGGAUUAAUGUGUUUGUGAACGUUUAAUAUAUUCAGGAGUUUGUUACGAUGUUUCCAAACAACUUUUGUACAUUGAAAACGGUUUCAGAAUUACUAAAGCCUUCAAACAUUGAAAUUAACUAAUCACUUCUGUUAGUGAAGACGUUUAACUGAAAAAAACGUCCUGGUCAAGACGCAGUGAAAUCGUCGUGCUUAACAACGACUCCAUUCUUGCAGGACCGUUCAAGAUUGAAACCAACAGUGGCUAUGGUACGACAGUUCAACCGUCGUUGCCGACGAUGCCCACCGUGUGCUCCACAGCUAGGCGGAACAGGGACGGUGACUUGUGUUUGAAUUAGUUUAUAAAGAAAGUAGACUUUCGCUUCGUCUACCGCACUCUCUCCUUCCCUACCGGCAUUUGUUAUGGUGCGUAUUCCGAUAACGCCUGCCAGAAUCCGCUAUGGCCUCCGUGUUGGUCCAGCGAAUCUACCAUGUGACCCGUUUGGGGGGGGGGAGGGAGGCACAGUUGCUAUGAUAACUGAGUGCAGCUGAACAUAUUCCUUGAAACAUUCCAGUCUCUUUAUGGUUUAUACUAAUGACGUAGGUGCUAUUGGGACUGCGAUAGAAUCUUUUUCCCAUAUUGGUGGACAUCACAGUUUAGAUUCCAGAAUGUUAGAGUGAAUAAGGAGAAAAAGACAGGCGGCUCUAUGUCAGAUGAUCGUUAAGUCCUUUUCGUACCGCUUUCUAGUUAAUCUGAACACCUUUUCUUAGACGAGGUACGGACUGGAACCUAUCGUCAGCUAUUUCACCCAGAACAACUCAUAACAGGCAAAGAGGACGCUGCUAACAACUAUGGUCGAGGGCACUACACAAUCGGCAAGGAGAUGAUUGACCUCAUUCUUGAUCGCAUCCGUAAGCUGGCCGACAAUUGCAGCGGUCUGCAGGGAUUCUUCUUCUUCCACUCAUUCGGAGGCGGCACCGGCUCCGGUUUCACCUCCCUACUGAUGGAGCGUGUCAGCGUAGACUACGGCAAGAAGUCAAAGUUAGAGUUUUCUAUCUACCCGGCUCCCCAAGUCUCUACUGCCGUAGUCGAGCCGUACAACUCCAUUCUUUGCACGCAUUGCACACUGGAGCAUUCUGACUGUUGCUUCAUGUUCGACAAUGAGGCCAUCUACGAUGUCUGUCGGUAAGACGACUCAGACGACCUUCUAGUUUUCGAAUAAAGUGCAGCGAUGACCGUCCUUUGGUUGACUGCAGUUUCUCUGCGCAGAAGUAUUGUGCACUUUUCGAAAACGAUCUUGACAUAAUCUGCAGCUUAAAUGACUGUUAUACUUUGGGUGUAGUCACGUUCUAAGCCAUCGUCUGAUCUCUAAAAAGUACAGUUGGUCUGCUUUCCAGCGGUUAGUCGAUGUUUGAAGUGGCACUUAUUCCAUAUUUGGGCUAAAGACUAAGGAGGACGACGGAGAUUUAGGACUCAAAACAAAUGAUGAAUAGUAGAUCGGAAUGCAUUGUUACCACAGCACGUCUGCCUAACGCCUUCACGAGUAAUAGUACUUUUGCUGUAAGCGAUCUUGCGGUUUGGACUACACCUUUGUCGGAAUCUCUACUGCUUUUACACUGAAUAUAUGCGUAAGUGCCAGCCAAUGGCCUAUUGAAGAGAGUGUGUUAGUAUCCUGAAUACGUUAUUUUCACAGGGGCCUGAUUAAUGGUGUUAAUGCUUAAAACGUUCGCAGAUUUAAAGCAUAAUUUGAUUUCUUCACACCCCAUAUCUUAUUUCAGAUGUAAUAUAUAAGCGGCCGUCCUGUUCAAUAUGGAGCAUCAGGAAAUGCUACCGAUAACAAAGCGAAUCCUUCAACCAUUUCUUGCGAAUCGAGUUCAGCACAAAUUUAUCUCACGAUGAAACACACGCUAACAUCUUGCCAUCCCUUCGCUAAGUGCAGGGAUUUUUCAACAUUGGAAAUAUUUGCCCUAGUUAUGUGGUUUGUGUCUCGCCCCGCGAAUAAUGCCAUAGAAUAAUAGUAACAUGGAGGUGAAAAAGAGACUGGAAUGGUCAUUUCUGGUUUGUUGGCCGUCACCAGCCAGCUAUGCUUAACUCCGAGGUAUGCAACUCCCAAGGCUCGAACUUGCGGCCUGUUGUUUAUGAGUCCAAAGCCCUAACCAUUGAGCCACGGACUCGUCCUGUCGGUUGCCAUCGGAUAUAUUAACAGUGGCCGUGGGGGCGCGCACCAAUCGCGUUACGGUACCUACCUGUCCCGUUGCAUAUCUCGGAUUUGGAUGUGACUGGUUGGUGACGACUUAUAACCCAGAAAAGGCCAUUCAAUUUCCCUCGUCUUUGUCGGUAAUGCCGUACUGCUUAUAGCAGGCGCCGUCGUGCGGUUGUUGAUGGGGCUCGACAGGGAGCCCCAAGACACAACAGAAAGAGUGAGUUCCGCAACGCGAUCGGUGUGUGCUCCUCCUCUACCGUUGUCGGUGUUUUAAACGAGGCAAAAUGUAUAUUGUUCAUUUCCUUGUGCAUGCCUUCUUGUGAAGGAAAAAAGACAUUUCUAGUUUUUCUACUUGUCUGCCGCUAUAAAGACUAGUGUUUAAUUAUUUCCUUUAGACGUAGUCUUGAUAUUGAGCGACCAACUUACACCAACCUCAAUCGCCUGAUAGCUCAAGUCGUGAGUUCCGUCACCGCAUCACUGCGCUUUGAUGGUGCGCUCAACGUUGACCUGGUUGAAUUCCAGACGAAUCUAGUGCCCUACCCACGAAUCCACUUUCCCCUAACCACCUAUGCACCAACCAUUUCCGCGGAGAAGGCCUACCACGAACAGUUGACGGUGAGUGAAAUCACGAACAGCUGUUUCGAGCCCGCAAACCAAAUGGUCAAAUGUGAUCCUCGUCAUGGAAAGUACAUGGCCUGUUGCAUGCUCUAUCGUGGAGACGUUGCCCCCAAAGACGUGAACAGUGCCAUUGGCAGUAUAAAAUUGAAGAAGACAAUUCAGUUUGUCGACUGGUGUCCCACUGGUUUCAAGGUCGGUAUCAACUACCAGCCACCGACUGUCGUGCCGGGCGGAGACCUCGCCAAAGUUCAACGCGCUGUCUGUAUGUUGAGCAACACGACUGCAAUAGCUGAGGCCUGGGCCAGACUGGACCAGAAGUUCGAUCUAAUGUAUGCGAAACGCGCCUUCGUGCAUUGGUACGUGGGUGAAGGCAUGGAAGAGGGCGAAUUCUCAGAGGCUCGGGAGGACAUGGCCGCGCUGGAGAAGGAUUACGAGGAAGUAGGCGCAGACACAUUUGAAGGCGAAGAGGAGGAGGGCGAGGAGUAUUAA